This is a messenger RNA of Fopius arisanus, 4276 nucleotides long. It is a transcript of the gene alpha-Catr, whose product is annotated as alpha-catenin related. NCBI's taxonomy places the organism in Eukaryota, Metazoa, Arthropoda, Insecta, Hymenoptera, Braconidae. The record is from RefSeq and is a predicted model, not a curated record. Gene Ontology annotation, molecular function: cadherin binding; actin filament binding. The coding region runs from base 1889 to 4120 and encodes 743 amino acids. Gene Ontology annotation, biological process: cell adhesion; Rho protein signal transduction. The transcript has 10 exons.
GCCUGGGGGUUGCUGGAUGUAUUGAUUUGUCCACGAGGAUGCGCAUUGUGCAGACCCCUUCCCUUCUACUCCACUAUCACUUAGUUUGUACGGACUCUACACCGUAAAACGUCAAAACCGCGCACACCUGUCCUCGUCUAUCCCACGUGCCUCAGUAUUGCUAGCAUCGCAACAAUUUCACCCUCACCCCCCCGCAGCCCCCAAAACAUUUUACCCCACCUAGUUGGAACUGCGGGGGCGCCGCUCUGGUAUUCCUCAGUCUUCCCUAGGCACUCGGCAGGCCAGUACCUAGUACCAUUUAUUUCAAAAGAUAAAAUAUUUAUUAUUAUAAACUAUUUGGAUAAAUAACACUCCCUGAAUUAACGAUAACCACACGAUACAAGAGACCGAUAAUUAAUCGUCGAUUCGAAUUCUCCAAUCAAUUAAAACCGAGAUAAAUUGACAUUAUUUUUUUCCUGAGACGAAUUAUUAUUUCCAAAUUUCUGGAAUUGCUUCGUUUUUUUUUGAAUUUUUUUUCGAUAUCAUUUUUUUGAGUGGAAUCAGGUGUGAUCAGCUGCGUUUGAGUGAUCAAAUUGAAUAUUUAUGAAUGGAAAUCAUUGGGGAGAGCCAUGAGUGUCGCUCAAGACGUGAAGAGCAAUAAUCGUUGAGCUACGAUAAUUCGAUGAUGAGAAAUUCAAUGGAAUCGAUUAAUAACGAACGAGACACUGGGGCCUGUUUACUCGAAGCACAUGUUCCAAAUUGAUAACUAUUUUUUGAUGAGACUAAUAGGAUCCAGAGUCCACGAUCAAUUGAUAAAGUGACUAUUGAUGUUGAAAGUUCACUAGGAUAAUUGGAAUUUAUUUAUCCUGCUGGAUGCAGAGAACUCUGGGAAAUACUUUGAUAGAUGAGUUAGAGAUAGAAGCAUCAGGUAUCCAUUGACAAUACAGACUUCAGGCGGAUGAGAAAGCAAUUAAUUAAUGAGCCACGAUAUGAAGUUGAUGUUUUUGAUGAAAGCAAUUUAUCCCUGGAUUUAGACGAUAUAAUCCUCAAAAAUUAAUCAACAAUAUUAUAAAAUAAUUGAGGAUUUGAAAAAACAGAGAGAGAACAGUGGUAAUACAUCAGAAAUUGUGCGAGAAGAGAUCAGAAACGUGGAACAUAUCGCUGCAAGUCAAUCACAAAGAAAUUGCCUUCAAAAUUCAAUAAAAAAACGUCGAAAUUGGCAGUAAAAGAAUUUUUUUAUUCAAUAUUAAAUGAACAUAAGAAGAAAUAAAUAUAGCGAACUGUUGAUAGUUUCACCUGUUGACGAAAUACACAGCAUCAGGCAAAGAUAGACCUAGGAGAAGGGCAAUAAUAAAGAAGAGAUUUUCCAGAAUCAAUAAAUCCACAGAUUAAUUAUCUAAAAUAAUAAAUAAAUCACUUGACUAUUUUUCCCCGCCCCACGCUUACACCGACAAGACACUAGUUAAAUAAUUGCGACGAUCGCAAAGCACCGAAAUCAAAUAAAAGUGAUGAAGAUAAAUAAAACGUCAGAAAAUAAAUAAAAUAAAAAAAUAACUGAUAAAGUACACGUCUAUGAAUGCACAUAUCUACGUAGAAAAUGAUGUUGUUGAUUGAGAGUCUAUUUUAAUGAAUAACAAAUGAGAAUAAUUGAGAGAGAUAAAUAAUAUAAUUUGCCAGUUGAACAAAGGGAGAAUUUUCUCUCAUCGAUAAUUGAUAAGUGACUGACUGAUUUGCAUUUCGUUUUUUGCCUGAGACUGAUAGAGGAAUAAUUUUUAUCAAGUGAUAAAUCCUGAAAAAGAGAGAGAGAGACGAAAGGGAAUUCGUUACGUUAAUAAUAGAAGGACAGCAUUCUCGUAUUGUCAGAGGCUAGAGAAAUAAAGAGUAUUAAAUAAAAUAAAUCAAGUUGAAAAUGUACGAAGGAGGAAUGGCUACUGACCAUCAGAUUUCGACUCUCGUAUCGCAUAGGGAACGACCACUAUGUUCCGAUCGGAGCCUACGGGCUGUUGCGAGGGUUGGACAGGCAGUGAAUCUCGCUGUCGAGAGAUUUGUUACUGUUGGAGAAACAAUUGCAGAUGACAAUCCAGAAAUCAAGCAGGCAAUGUACGAGGCGUGCAAAGAGGCACGAGUAGCUGGUUCAACAAUAGAGAAAUUGUGCGAAUGUGCUGUGGAAGACAGCAGCUUGGCUGACAGAGGAUUAGUGGUGCGAGCAGCUCGAUGUCUUCUUGGCUCAGUGACUCGUGUCCUGUUGCUAGCUGACAUUGUUGUUAUCAAACAACUGAUCUUUGUCAAAGAUAAAGUGGCACGUAGUCUCGGCAGGCUCGAGGGUGUAUCAAAUUUUACGGAAUUUGUGAAAGCAUUCAGUCAGUUUGGGGCUGAAAUGGUCGAGCUGGCGCAUCUGACAGGAGACAGACAGAACGAUCUAAAGGACGAGAGAAGAAGAGCACAGAUGGCAGCGGCACGACAAGUACUCGAGCGUAGUACAAUGAUGCUUCUAACAUCAAGUAAAGCUUGCUUGAGGCAUCCCGAGUGUCGGUCAGCCCGGGAAAAUCGUGACACUAUAUUUUGCCAGAUGAGACGAGCAAUGGAUUUAAUUCACUACGUAGUCAAGGAUGGUGUACUUAACUGUAGUGAAUCACAGUCGUGCUCAAACUCUCAGAGCCCUCAGCACCAAGAUUGGGAUAGCAGUACCGUUUGCUCAGCCUUAAAGCACUUUGAACGACUGGUGGAAACCACCAGGAUGACGCUAAUGGUACCUGGAUGCAGAAAUACAUUGACGUCAGCUUUGGAUACUGUAGUGGAGAGAACACAAGACUUCACUGAUAGUGCUUACACGAGUCACGAGCACCGAGAGAAUAUUUUACUCUUGUGUGAUCGAGCCAAGCUAGAGCUCAAUACCUUGUUGAGAGUUAGCAACAGUAUGCAAACUUUUGAUAAUGCACCGGGCUCACCAAAUUCUGAGCUAGAACAGGCCGUUCUGGGUGUGCUCAGAGCCACUAGAGACCUCAGGCAGCAAUUAGUCACGACCACAAUGGAGCAAGCUGGUGAUCUCGGUCAAGUGACCAAAGCUGGUCAGGAAUUGGUGGCAACCAUCAGAAAUUUAGCUCUUGCGAGUGAAAUCGAUCGACUCCAGGAGAGUAGUGAUCGAUUUCGCGAAUAUCUCGAGCAUAUUCUCGAAGUCUGCAAAUUACUCAGGCAUAUUGCCCUGUCAGAGUCACUGCAGGUAUCGGCUAAGUUCACGGAGAUUAAUUUGAGAAUUUAUGGACCACAAGUGGUAACAGCUGCGCACACCCUUGCAAGAUAUCCCACGAGUAAAAUUGCCAAGGAAAAUCUUGAAGUCUUUGCUGAUAUGUGGCAGUGGAUCAUGUCAGACGUGACAACAGUAGCUAAAGAUGUUUUAGAAUUGAGUCAGAGUCGACCGGAAAAGCAAGUUUAUAUGUCUCUACCUAGGCCAGGUAAACACGGAACAACAAGUAAGCCAUUGAAACCAGUCCGCCUAGAUAGCGAGGAGCAAGCGAAAAUAGCGAAAGCAGGACUUGAAAUGAAAUUAAUAACAUCAGAAAUGGACGCAGAGACUGAAAAGUGGCAGGAGAGUGGUUCUGCCCUGGAGGAGAAUAAUGACAUUGUAAAAAGGGCGAAAAACAUGUCUUCCAUGGCCUUCUCCAUGUAUCAGUUUACACGUGGUGAAGGUGCACUUAAGACUACCCAGGAUCUCUUCACGCAGGCUGAAUAUUUCGCUGAGGAGGCCAAUAGAUUGUACAAAGUCGUUAGACAAUUCAGUUACCAGGUGCCGGGUGGUCCUCACAAAAAAGAUUUGCUUGAAAAUUUGGAUCGUGUGCCAACGUACGUACAGCAACUCCAAUUCACUGUUAAAAAUCCAACAGUUGGCAAAGCAGCAACAUUCACUAAAGUGGAUAAUGUCAUUCAGGAAACAAAAAAUUUAAUGAAUGUUAUAUCGAAGGUUGUGACCACCUGCUUUGAGUGUGCAACAAAGUACAAUCUGGAUUUCCGAGGUUUGUCAGCUCGGGGUCCUGGCGGUUCACCGUACAGGGGCGACGGUUCAGGGGCUGAUGGCGAUGGUACUGGGGUUGGUGCUGAUGGCACCAAGAGUGGAUCAGCACCCGGUAGCGAUCCGUCUGUCUGACAGUUUGGAAUGGCCCGAAGGGCCAAAGGGGAUGCGCGUCGUACUCGUGUUUCAUUUUUACUUUUCUAAAGAGUAAUAACCACCGAAUUGCUCUCGACCCACCAUACCUCAUUCAACAGCAAUUUUUUAACAUUCUGAAAGCCCAAGGAUAUUUAA